UGGCUUGGUUAAUAAUCUCAUAAACAAACUUCCAGUUGAACUACAUAUUCCUGGUUAUCAGUAUUGCGGACCUGGUACUAAAUUAGAUAAAAGGCUAAAGCGAGACGAUCCCGGAAUAAAUCCCCUAGACGCUCAGUGUAAAAAGAGCACGACAUUGGCUAUAGGAAUAACCAAGACUUUGAAGGUCGACAUCAAGCAGAUCACCUUUUAGAGCGGAAAGCUUGGGAACGGUUAAAAGCUUCCGACGCGAAGUUAGGGGAACGAGCAGCCGCCAGAAAUGGUAUGUUUUUACAGCCAGUAUCCAGUACAAAUAUUGGAGCAUAUUAUAAUUCCUGCGCCGCUACCACCGUCAAAUACUCAAACGCAGCCGCCAGAAAUGGUAGCUUUACAUCCACAAUCCGCGAUGGGUGCAUCAAUUUCCGUAAGUUUACUCAUUACUGUACCUCGGUUUAUAUGAAAAUACUUAUUCUAAUGUUACGUUACAGAAAUAAUCCAGCUCAACAACAACCAAAUUUACCACUACCUGUAAAUAACGGCGGCAACAAUCACUUUCAUGCCCCGUUGCCUAGGGGGGGAGAAGAUAUGCAAUUACUAAGAGAUUUUUAUAAAAACGUCUCUCCGCCGUCUUCAGCAGCCAUCGACCAAGAAGCGGCGCCACCACCACCACCGUCGCCAUCUGAUGGCACGAGCCGUCUACACCCCCCAAGAGCUGGCGAGGGUUAUCCAUGGGGUGUCUGAAGAAGAUGCUGACAAUUUUCCAGGCCAGACAAAGAAAUUCCCAACUCCAGACGGAGCGUUUUGAACGGGAAUUGACUGCAUCACGGCUUCAAGAUGAAAACCUGCAUCGAGAGAUGAAAUUUAUUAUACUAAUUUUUCUUUUUAAA
Messenger RNA from Photinus pyralis (common eastern firefly), 884 nucleotides. RefSeq lists its product as uncharacterized. The transcript has 2 exons. The record is from RefSeq and is a predicted model, not a curated record. Lineage: Eukaryota; Metazoa; Arthropoda; Insecta; Coleoptera; Lampyridae. The coding region runs from base 283 to 738 and encodes 151 amino acids.